Molecule: messenger RNA, 1841 nt
Organism: Hibiscus syriacus
Lineage: Eukaryota; Viridiplantae; Streptophyta; Magnoliopsida; Malvales; Malvaceae
Product: F-box protein At5g51380-like
Exons: 2
Coding region: 766-1578 (270 amino acids)
Biological process (GO): SCF-dependent proteasomal ubiquitin-dependent protein catabolic process
Cellular component (GO): SCF ubiquitin ligase complex
Source: RefSeq, a predicted model, not a curated record
UCUUCCAAUAUAUCAGAGUCACCAAACAAAAUCGACAUAGGACAAACCCUAAACCUAGCUUCGUCCCUAAUUCCCACCAUCAUUACCAUAAAAGCUUCUACUUAAAGCCUAGAGCACACCGACUUGCUUCAUAAGUUCCUCAGAAAAGCUUUAUUACAAGACAUUUAGUUUCACAUACUAAUCUCUAAAGCAUGCUAUUUACAAGACAAGAUGCAGCACCAUGUUCCCCUUCCUCUCAGCAGCACACCAUCAACAUCUCCACCAUCGGAGCCUGAUUUAACAUGCUUUCAGUCACUUCCCUUGGACCCUACCGUACCGGAUUACACCUCCCUUCUCUCCAACGAGCUCCUCCUAAACAUAUUCUCCAAGCUUCCAAUCUCUCAACAUGUCUCGAAUUCCUUGGUCUGCAGACGCUGGUUGAACCUCCACGGCCGGUUGGUGCAAUCCCUUAAAGUUAAGGACUGGUCGUUUGUUACUUCGGGUCGGGUGUUUAACCGGUUCCCCAAUCUCACGGAUUUAGACUUGGUCCGUUCGUGUGUAGGGUUGCCCAAGUGCUCUGGCAUUGUAGUAACCCACAAAACUAUGUCGGUUCAUGUGGAUACUAGUUUGAUUCUCGGCGGAUUUCUGGAAGAAACAGCGUUGUUGCCGUCGAAUGAAGUUGACAAAGGGCUUGCAAUGAUUGCCGAAAAGUACCCGAAUUUACAGAGAUGAGUGGUUAUUGGGGCAGGCGAACAAGGGUUAUUAAAAAUAGCGGAGUGUUCUACAAUGCAAGAGUUGGAACUACAUUGUUGUGGGGAUUUGGCUCUAAAGCCCAUUUCCGGGAUUAAAAAUUUACAGGUAGUGAAACUGAUUGGGUUCAUUGAUGUGUUGUACAAUUCGGCGAUUUCAGACAUCGGGUUAACAUUAUUGGCUCAAGGGUGUAGAAGGUUAGUUAAGCUGGAGCUUUGUGGAUGUGAAGGGAGCUAUGAUGGGGUUAAGGCGAUAGGGCAAUGUUGCCAAAUGCUUGAAGAAUUGACCCUUUCCGAACAUAGAAUGGAUGGUGGGUGGUUAGCCGGGCUUUCGUUUUGCGGGAACUUGAAGACCCUGAGGCUAAAGUCUUGUAGAAGUAUUGAUAAGUUCCCUGGGGCGGAUGAGCAUUUGGGGUCUUGUUUCACCCUCGAAGAGUUGCAUUUGCAGGGCUGUCAAAUUCGAGAGAUGCAAAGUGUUAAAGCUUUGUUUUUGGUUUGUGAGAAUGUUAGGGACAUUCUUUUACAGGAUUGUUUUGGCUUGGAGGAUGAUGUGUUUGGUCUUGCAAGCAUUUGUAGGAGAGUGAAGCUUCUUUCUCUGGAAGGAUGCUCGUUGCUAACCAUCAAAGGUUUGGAGUCGGUAGUGCUUUCAUGGAAAGAGCUUCAACAAUUGAGAGUAAUGUCAUGUAAUAAUAUCAAGGAUACUGAAAUAAAACCUGAACUGGCAACCUUAUUUUCCAUUCUGAGAGAGCUGAUAUGGAGACCAGAUUCCCGAUCUCUACUAUCAGCGAAUCUUGCCGAGACCGGAAUGGGAAAGAAAGGUGAUAGAUUCUUCAAGAGAUGGAAGGAUUAACCUUGCCGCCUAAUUCCAUGCCUCUGGAUCUGAAGUAGUUAAUGCUUGGAUUGUACAGAUCACAAUCCACAUUCCAUAGCUUUAUAUGUUCAUGCAUGAUAGUGAUAACAGGGGAGGAUUCAUCAAGCCAAGCUUAUCAGAGUUUUUGUGUAUAAACCCUGUACGCCAACAGCAAGCAAGAAUUACUUUGUUAAAUGUAUUUUAUGUAUCAUUGAGGUUAGAUUUUUGUUGUUUGAGUAAUAAAUUAGGGUCAGUUUGUUUUA